This is a messenger RNA of Aureobasidium musti, 1008 nucleotides long. The record is from the annotation of a GenBank genome assembly. NCBI's taxonomy places the organism in Eukaryota, Fungi, Ascomycota, Dothideomycetes, Dothideales, Saccotheciaceae.
UAUUUUCUGGACAUCAACACUAUGCGGAUUCCGGUCAUCGAUUUUUCGGCUUUCCUGGAUGCAUCUAGCAGUAACGAUGCAAAGCUCGAAACAGCCAAGAAGCUCGAUAAAGCAUGUCGCGAAGUUGGUUUCUUUUACCUCUCCGGUCAUGGCAUUGAUCCGGCACUAUUCACUGAAAUGCUGUCAAAUGCCAAACAAUUCUUUACUACUGCUUCUAUCGAGGANAAGGAUGAAAUCAAAGUAAAACCAAGCGGCCAAGGGAUCGGUGAUGAUAGCAGAGGCUACAGAUUGGUNGAAAGGGCUGACGCAAGCUACGAAGUAGGCUUGAGCCAAACGUACCAACCAAAUCCUGAUUUGAUGAUUUUUGCANNGGCUGUUGAUUUUCUUCGCGAACGCGCAACAAAAGGACCACCAUACACGAAAGGUCUUGGUCGUAACCAGUGGCCUAGAAAGCCAGCAUCUCUGCGUCCGAUCGCCGAAGAGUACACUACACGUCUCGUAGCCCUUGGUGUCGCAAUCAUGAAAGCUUUUGCCUUGGCUUUGAAUGUGCCCGAAGAAGUAUUUUCCAGCAGAGUUGACGAAUCAUUCUGGCAACUGCGUUUGGCUGCGUAUCCUGGAGUUUCAAAAGAACCGGACCAGUCAAAGAGCGGACUAUACCAGCACAGCGACUUCGGGAUCCUUACGUUUCUUUUGACUGACGAGCAUAAAGGCUCUUUGAAAGUUCUCGCCCCUAAUGGAGAAGACUGGAUAUCUGCAGAUCCUGUUCCAAAUGCCCUCAUAUGUAAUAUUGGCGACAUGCUUUCUGUCUGGACCGAUAGCAUCUACAAGUCAACACAACACAAAGUACUGCACGUAUCGCAAGACAUGCGCAUAUCCAUUCCAUUCUUCUUCGAUCCGAACUGGGAUGCUAGGAUCGAGCCUGUAUUGGGAAAUGCCGAGAAAAAGUCGAAAGGAGAUGGUGUGAACUACAAGGACAUAUUCACAGGUGCAAUCAAAUAUCCUUACUGA